AUGCAAGAAACUUGCAGGGCCAGUGAUAGAACAGUGUAUGGCCAACCUACCAGCAGACAGGACAAUGACACGCUCUUGAGGAGAGACUGUGUCAAAGGAGGAGAGGGAAGAUUGUUCAAGAGAAAAAAAGUGGAGAACCUUGUUGCCAGCAGUGACAAAGAAGUGGACACUUCAUGGCCUAGUGCUCCUCUGCACCACAAACUAGAAGACUACAACACUGCCACAGGUGUGGGGACAUGGGACCUUACCAGGCCCAUUGCCCAAAUUGCCAAUCAUCGUGCACCACACACCAUACUCAUGCACCACAACAUCCACAAACCUCACCAGAAAGCUAAGACAAGCGGUGACUCAGAUGUGAGGUGUAGACUAUGUGGGAAGGGACAGGAGAGUGUUGCACAUUUGCUAGCAGGGUGUAGUGCACUUGCUCAGACUGCGUACCUUACUAGGCACAACGCAGCAUUUAAGAUCCUCUUUUACAAGCUAUUGAGGGAUCACGGGCUUGUUAACACGGUACCUCCAUGGUAUUCACCCACCCAACCCAAACCCAUCUAUGAGGGAGAGAAGGUGAUGGCAUACUGGGAAGUUCCAGUCUUCGCAGACCACACGGAAGUCAGGGCCAACAGGACAGAUGGUCAGAUAGUGGACAAGGCGCGCAAGACGGUAACACUACUGGAGAUGAGCUGCCUAUGGGUAGACAAUCGGGACCACAAAGAUGAGGAGAAGAUCAUGAAGUAUGCCCCGCUUCGUCUAGAGCUCAAGAGACAGUACCCGGGUUUUAAUAUCACUCAGUGCGACAUAAUCAUCGAUGUCCUGGGAGGGUACUCGAAAGACCUCAAGAAGAGUAUCAGGGAGCUUGUUGGAUCAGAAAGGAGUACAGCAGUGUUAGGUAGAAUGCAGAAGUCUGUUGUCAGCAGUUCACUCAAGAUUGCAAGAUCUUUGAAAGUCAUGAGUUGAAGACUUCAUCUUAGCCAUGUGUUAUUUUGUUGAGUUUGUAAGAAAUUAGGGACUAGCCACUAGGGUUUUUUUUU
Molecule: messenger RNA, 1028 nt
Organism: Stylophora pistillata
Lineage: Eukaryota; Metazoa; Cnidaria; Anthozoa; Scleractinia; Pocilloporidae
Source: RefSeq, a predicted model, not a curated record